AAAUAUAUAUCACACUAUUAAAUAGUUAGACAUUAUGAUCUUCCGGACCUUUGCUUCAAGAAGUUUUCUCUAACUGGACCUCUUUAAAUUUUAGUUGAAUACCCCUGGUUUAGGGAAUCUCAAUCGAGGAGGAAUGUGUAUGUAUUUUAAGGGUAUGGAUACACUUUCUAUAAUUUCAUGGACUGACAUUCUUACCUUUUUGGUAGAAUGCACCUUUUGGUUGCUGAUGGAAAAAUAAAAGGACUGCCUGCUGAGGCCAGCACUGAGGCCUACUGUGCAGUAUCCCUUACUGGGAGAGCCAUAUAUUUGAACUGGAUAGAAACAUCUUUGAGGGGUCUACUUGUCUCAGGUGUCUCAACCUGAGCUGUCUCCAAAGCAGUGCUACCCACUGAGCACUGAGCAGCUAGCUAAUAAACUACUCCAUACUGAUUUGUUUCAGUAUCCAAAACCUAUAAUGACAUUUCUUUACUAACCAGUUCCAUACUAACCAUAACUUCCUAUAAAUACCUUUGUCAUUAAUGACCCCUGCCCUGUAACAAUGACAUCUUUCACUCACCUUCUAACACACAGACCCAUCAAAUCAUUGCUUGAACUUCACUUUACCUCUCACUAACAUUGUUAUAUCCUAUUUACCUGAAAUUAUUGCCACUUAAAACUAUUGUUAUAACAAAAAGAUUACGAUUUCUAACUUCAGAUAAAUAAAACUUUAAUGCAAGAGAGAAAAUCUAAAAAUCUAUUUCAUUUUUUUCAUUGUUUAAAAUUCAUUAUUGACACACACUUUCUUACUAGCAUGAUUAACACAGCACAAAAGAACAAAAAAUGCUCAGUCCAAACGAUAUUACACGAUUAAGGAAUGCUUAAGAAUUGUACGAAUAUGAUUUUGUAUUUCGUUGCCUUUACAGAUGUUACAAUUAAAUUUUAAAGUGAGAUGUGACAGGGUAAUGAUGGUCACACAUUCUAGCUAAGCUAGAUGCAAUACACUUUCGAUAUUGCCAAAAUGCACUUAAUUGUCUUCAUUAAUGUUUCUUUCAAACUUUUCACUUGUGUCCACUUAUAAUUGAUUUGGGGUAAUUUUUAGGGGGUUCACGAAAAAUUUACUUAUAGCUACCUAGGCAUUUUCACGCGGUGAUGGAUAUGUGACACGCCGCGUGGUCUGCAUCAGUCUUAUGGUGUUUAAGUACAGAUGAUUCAAUCAUCUAAUGGUCAUUUCAGAGAUACGGGUCCACAGUGUAACUUAUUAUAAAAGGCAUUUGCGGUUAUGGCUCUGCCCUCCCCACUCAGGGUUGCCUUUGGAACAACACGUCUUAGUAACUGUGCGGCUUGUCUUUUAUAUCUAUGACGUUUGUUCACGCAGAGAAUUGCAUUUUAACGGAACCGCUAUUUAUGGAAUUAGGUUUUACCUUAAAUACAGACUGGUUCUGCAAUUUUCGCGAGGGGAACUUAUCAAGACACAAAAAAGAGAGGAGAAGAAGAAGAAAACAUUAAUUCUCAGCCUUUUCUAUAUUUCACUACAUUGCAACCAUUUCGUCUUACACAAGAAAAUGUCUUAUAUUAAACCCCUAUUCGUGCUUACUGUACUCUGCACUUCCACAUCCUGUCACCGCAUCAAACUGUAUAAGUCCGAACCAAGCCUUCUGGACGGAGACAUCUCCGCGAGAAAUUACCAAUUCACCGGUGCAGAUGGGCUGGGCAGUCGAAAUCUGCCCAAAAGCACCUUUGAUUCUCAGGAGUCUCGGAGAAGAAGAAUAUUUCCCACCUCUUACCUGAAGCAAGUGGAUCAAAGAAAUGCUCCAAAAAGCGUUCAGCAAGCAAAGUUCACACUAUCUCUCGAUGUACCAACUAAUAUCAUGAACAUCCUCUUCAGCAUAGCCAAAGAUAAGAACCUUCGCGCUAAAGCCGACGAUAACGCACGUUUGCUGGCGCAGAUUGGUAAAAGGAAGUAAAGACUAAAAUGUAGCUUAUGUUGAGCACUUUAACUUUUAUUUAAUGUGCAUAUGUGUGUUUUAAAAGAUGUUUUAUUUUCCAAGAAGUUUCCAAUUGAUGUCAUUAAUCUUGUGUUUGGAUUUUGGUAAGCCAUUUGUCCGUCAAACCUUAAAUUUAUUGUCGAAGUGAUUACCUCACUGUAUACCUUUUCUACGAAAGGAGAUCUAACUGCACCCUGGAAAUAUGUCACAACAUUCUGAUCUUGAUUGUAAUUAUCACAUUAUAUACGUUUAUCUUAGAGCAGAUUGAUGGGCAUUUGGUUUGGUUUCCUAAUGCAUAGCAGUGUUAAAACUUUAAAAUCUGGUAAAUUAUUUUUAUAUUCAAAUGUAGUAUUUUACUGUACGUCUAAUAAACAAAGCACUUGCAAAUCCAUGACUGGAAACAGGCUUCAAUUAAAUUAACUAGCAAUACAUUUACACAACUCCAUAUCCACUACAAAAGUUCAGUGAAGCACAAGGCAGGUACACCUUGUAUGGGAUGCCACACGCAAAUGAACCGGACAUGUACUCACAAAAUCACAUAACAAAACAAUUCGGUUAACCAUACUUUUGGGACUGCAUUAGAAAAUCACACUUCCUGAAGGAAUCCCACAGUUUACAAGUUAAUGGAACAUGAAACAUGCAAACUCCAAACACAGUGAGGGUUGGUUAGUCUAGUUGGUUAGUUGGGCAGUGGUGGCUUGAUGGUUAGGGUAGCGCACUUGUAAUUGAAAGAUUGCAGGUUCGAAUCCCCCACCAGCAAGUCACCACUGAGGUACCCUGAGCAAGGGUAAAGUCACAUAUGGGUCAAAUGCAGAGGUCACAUUUCGUUGUGGUGUGUUGACAAUGACCACUAAUCACUUAAUUAUAGACAUUUAGUUAGAAGUUGUGGAAUGGAUCAUGAAGAAAAUUAAACUAACCUGGGGUGCGUUUCUCGAAACCAUCGUUGCUACCUACGUUAGCAACUUGCGUGGUUCAAACUAUGUAAGUACGACGCAAGUGUGUCUCGAAACCAUAGUUCAAACUACAUAGGUAACGAUACUGCGGACUUACGUGGUGCGAUGUAUCGUUGAACGACGCAGGUGUGUCUCGAAACCAUAGUUCGAACGAACGUUCGCAAACACUGUCGUUAAGUUGUGUAGUUCGAACUACAGCUCAGGAGCUGUAGUUAGAAGCGUAGUUAUAUGUAAAUUCGUCAGCGAUGGUGGAAAAUACAGUGCAAUAAGGGUAUAGUCACCGUGUAAGUAAGAAAUUUAAUAAUCUUCAAUACCUAAUAAGAAAUAAUUUAGCUCUACGAUCACAUAUAAUGUGAAGUUGUCUGAAAAUGUAGUUUGAAACGUAAUUGUUAUGUGGGUCUCUGGUCAUAAGUACGGUAACUGUCUGUAGUGAGCAAAUCUCAGACUGCAAAGUAUUAAUUAGCACAUGGGUGGCUAAUUUUAUCCAGUAAGAGCAGAAUGACACUACAGCGGCCAGAUAGGAAUCCAUGCCUUUGUUCUCGGGAAAUUACGUCUGUAAUGUUUGGUUAUUACACACACCUGUGUAUUCCAGUCAGCCAGUAUAACAAUAUUCUGUAAGCGACAACGUCGGAAUAAAAGUUAUUCUGUUUAUCACUCCAA
This is a messenger RNA of Paramormyrops kingsleyae, 3577 nucleotides long. The record is from RefSeq and is a predicted model, not a curated record. NCBI's taxonomy places the organism in Eukaryota, Metazoa, Chordata, Actinopteri, Osteoglossiformes, Mormyridae.